This is a messenger RNA of Cylindrotheca closterium, 1308 nucleotides long. Lineage: Eukaryota; Bacillariophyta; Bacillariophyceae; Bacillariales; Bacillariaceae. The record is from the annotation of a GenBank genome assembly.
AUGACUGCCGCUCAGACUUCCACAGCUGGCACGAGCGGAGGCAAUGAUCAGCCCAGGCGUGGAGCCGCGAACAAUGCGGGCAGAAACGACAAUAAGAAGAGAAAGGAGAUUUUCAAGGGAGAUAUUGAAGAGAUGGGUGGUGCGGUGCUCCAGUUCCCAGACGAAAGGAAUCGAGGAUCCGCCGCCCAAUAUGAACGAUUUUACAUGGCGUUGAAGGACUAUAUUGGCCGGGAGGUUUCAGUGGGUGCUGCCAAGUUAUGGGCCAAGACCUACGUGAAGGAGAUGGACCCUUCUUGGGAACCUCCAGUUCCCAUCGAGCCUACAACCAACAAGAAUGAUGUGAAGGCUUUGCUACUCUAUGAAUCUGAAAAAGCAGCCUACGUCAAACACAUUGGAGCUACUUGGCCCGCUGCCAAGCUGGAGAUCUGGAGCACCAUCAUGGCCCAGUGCUCUCCCAAGCUACGCGCACACCUGCAGCAGUUGCCUUUCUACGACAAGGCCGAAAGCACCCACGAUUGCAUCGCGCUACUUGAAAAUGCGAAUGUUCUAUGUGGAGGAGGCAACCUAUUGGCUUUCCAGCCCCAAGCAAGAGCGGAGGCGCUCCUAGACCUAGUGCAAUACAAGCAGCUCAACGGCACACUAGACGACUACUACAACGAUUUCAAGGCACGGUACGCUACGUUCAGCAGUCUUGGAGGAGAUCUGACAACGAAAGAGGACACCUGGACGACUGCGAACGGCACGAAGGCAUCAACCAACCAAGCAUUGUUGGUGUGUCUGUUCUUGGCCAAUGCCGACAGGAAGCGAUUCGGAGAUUGUGUGACGGAUUUGCGAAACGACGCGUCGUCGAAACUAGUUCGCUAUCCCGAAACACUUGCGGACGCAUACACGAUGCUUGGAGAAUAUGUUCGGAAGCACAAGAAAAAUAGCAAUAACAAUAAUAGCGAUGAAUUGAAUGCCUAUUUGGAAAUAGAUCAUAGUCGUCCGGAGAACGAAAUUUGUUUGACGAGUACGAAAUAUGAGUGGUUGAUCGACUUGGCGUGGAUCCUACUGGAUACGGCGAGCACAGUUACGAUUUUCUGCAAUGCUCUCUACCUACGAGGAAUGCGACAAGCACGACACCCGACGACUAUUCAUACAUCUGGAGGAACGAUCACGGCAACAUUGGAAGGAUACUUGCCUUUCCUUCGCAAAUGGGUUGCAUUUCAUCCAGAUUGCCUCGCAAACAUCAUUUCGUUCCGGGACCUCCUUGAUGCGCACCAUGUGACAUUGAACUCUCGUCAGUCACGUAGCUUCACGGCGACUUAA